Molecule: messenger RNA, 1313 nt
Organism: Lasiosphaeria miniovina
Lineage: Eukaryota; Fungi; Ascomycota; Sordariomycetes; Sordariales; Lasiosphaeriaceae
Exons: 1
Coding region: 150-1028 (292 amino acids)
Source: RefSeq, a predicted model, not a curated record
GCUCGACCACCUGCUAGCGCUCAGCACGGUGCCGUGGGCCAACAUCGCCGACGGGUCCGCGCCGGCGCUGUCGCUGUACGCGGUCCAGUUCGGCGGGCAGCUGGUGCCUGUCUUUGCGGCUGUCAUGGUCGAGGCGUCGCGCGCGGGCAAUGCGGGCGGUGUCUUGUCUUGGUCAGUUGGUUUCUUCGCCUCGAGGGGGCUUGUUUGUUUGCGGGCGCCCGCUGACCGGAGUUGAGUCGAACAGGCCGGUCUUCUGGGGCUACCUGAUGCAGAUCUUUGGCUACGCUGCCGUGAUGCCCGUCUACGCCGCGCUGCAUCUCUUCGGCUCGCCCGUGGCCCUCGCCAGCCUGGGCAGACCUCGCGCCAGAGCCACAGCCCUUCGCCACCCGUCGCGCUUCCGUCUCCGGGUCCUCGUCCCCGCGUUUGCGCUGGGCUAUUUCUUGCCGUCGCUGCUCAUGGGCUGGCCCGUGUCGUCGCCGGCCCUGCACCAGUGGCUCAACGGCCUGUGGCAGGGCUUCCCGCUGUACGUCGUCGCAUCUCAACAGCUGUUCGCCCGCUUGGUUGCUCCGGCGCAGCAGGGACACGGAGCGAUCCUCUCUCGCGCUUACAGCUGGGCGUUCUACACGGCCGCUGCCGUCCAGCUGUGCACAUACGCCGUCAUCCUCGCGGCGAAGGCGACGCCCGGCUUGUUUCCCAGCUGGGCUGCCGAGGCUUUCGCCUUUGGCGCCGUGUUUGCGCCCGGGCCCUUUCACUCGAGCAAGCCCCUGUCGUCGAUGGUGGCGGCGAUGCACGAUUUCUACAAGUGGGAUCAGUAUGUCGGCUCGGCAGCGGCCAUCACCUGGGCUGUCUGUCUGGAUGUGAGCUCGCAGGAGGCGGGUGUGAGCUUGGCCGACUGGGCCAUCCUCGGAUGGGAUGUUGUUCGAUGGAGUGCUAUCGCUGGGCCGGCGGGAGCUCUCGUGCGACUGCUGCAGCGGAGGGACGGGAGGGUCCUGUUGGAAGACACUGUAGUCGAAGACAAGCGGUCAUAGUGGUUAAUGAUCAUUCCACGGCGGCAAUGGACUUGUCUGAAUCAAGAUUGACGAUAUUUAACAUGGUGCAAGGGGUAAAGGUGAAGAGUUGGAAACUAGCAAUUCAGGUGCCUCAACUGCAUACUCCUCUCCCACGGAUUGGAUCAUACCCAAGAGAUGAUUACAGACGCCCUGGAAUCUAAUUGAAAAAGGAAAGAAAAAGGAAAGAAAAAUGUCACGCGCAUUCACAGGGCAACGGAAAUGAAGCAUUUGAUACAGGGAGGUAAGGCUUGAAUUGUCUGAAAA